AUGGUUUUUUCCCACACCCUCUUCACGCUUAGCGUGCCUCUAUUGACGACAAUUGGGUAUGUUGUGUACUGCGGAUAUCAAAACCGCUGCAAAAUCAACAAGCUUCGCAAGCAGGGAAUCCCGAUGCCAAAAUGGAACUGGGUGACUGGCCAUCUUCUCGUGCUUCAAAAAUACGUCGACCGCCUACCGGCCGAUGCCUUUGUCCAACUUGCCAUGCAAGACCUCGCCUUGGAAUACAAAGAUACAGAAAUCUUCCUUAUGGACUUCUGGCCAAUCUACCCUCCAUUCUUUAUCGUUUUCGAUCCCGAUGCUGCAGUGCAGAUCUCAACGAAACAUGUUCUUCCAAAGCUUGAUCUGCACCUCGCAAUGAUGAAGCCUAUUGUCGGCGGACCUAAUCUGCACUCCAUGAGUGGUCAAGAAUGGAAGGAGUGGCGAGCAGUUUUCAAUCCAGGAUUCAGUAAUAGCAGUAUGAUGGAUCUCAUGCCUGCUGUCGUGGACUCUGUGGAGGUCUUUUGCGACAUUCUGAGGGAAAAGGCUGGGUCGGGGAUUCUGCGACUUGAUGAUUUGACGACUAGCCUCACAAUGGAGAUCAUCCUCAAAGUAACCCUCGACAUGGAUUCCGGUCAUCAACGCUCCCAGCACAAGCUUGCCCAUGCGCUGCAUGUAAUAACGGCAUGGCAUUCCUUCUGGGACCCUCGCAUUCUGCUCAAUCCGCUCCGACCAUUUUUUCAAAACUACUACAGCCGGGUUGUAGAGAACUGCAUAAAGGAUGAGCUACACCAGCGAUUUACAGAGAUCCAACAGGAGAAGAAGUCACCACAGUCGUCGCAAUCUGGCCCGAAUCGUGCGAAAUCAGUCAUUGCACUAGCCCUUGAAGCUUACCUUGCCGACUCAACCCUCAAAAAAGGCUCCGACAGCACUGACGAACUAGACGAGCAUUUCGCCAAGUAUGCUAGCUACCAGAUCCGCCUCUUUCUCUUCGCUGGAAACGAUACCACUUCUAGUACCAUAGUUUACACCUACUACAUGCUCUCUAAGCACCCCGAUGUGUUGACGCAAAUGCGCCAAGAACAUGAUCGCGUCUUCGGAUACGAUCUGUCCACCACCGGGCUCCUCCUCAAAUCCAAGCCCGCUCUAUUGAAUCAGUGUCCUUACACUCUCGCCGUCAUCAAAGAGACUCUCCGGCUAUUCGCACCCGCCUCGACCGCCCGUGGGGGAGGCAAAGGGCUUACACUCACCGACCGACACGGAAACGUCUAUCCAUUAGAUGACAUCGGUGCGAAUAUUCUCCACCCGUCAGUCCACUACAACCCGCGAAUUUGGCCCCGAGCAGAGGAAUUUUUACCCGAGCGCUGGCUUGUCGAUCCGGACCACGAGCUCUACCCCAACCCAGCUGCGUGGCGGCCCUUCGAACAAGGUCCCCGAAAUUGCAUUGGCCAAACACUAGUCUACAAUGAGAUGCGGACUGUUCUUGUAAUGACGGCGCGGGAAUUCGAUAUCUCGCCAGCCUAUGACGAGUGGGAUGCGAUGAACCUGCAAAAUCAAAGUUCGAUCGCUAAGCUUAGUCGCUGGGUUGGUCUAACUAAAGAAACCCCGAAGACUGUACAUGGGGAGAGGGCUUACCAGACUGAAAAAGCUGGCACACAUCCAGCUGAUGGGUACCCCUGUCGAGUUACAUUGCAUUAG
Messenger RNA from Penicillium verhagenii, 1686 nucleotides. Its product is annotated as cytochrome P450. Bases 1 to 1686 code for a protein of 561 amino acids. The transcript has 3 exons. The record is from RefSeq and is a predicted model, not a curated record. Gene Ontology annotation, molecular function: iron ion binding; oxidoreductase activity, acting on paired donors, with incorporation or reduction of molecular oxygen; monooxygenase activity. Lineage: Eukaryota; Fungi; Ascomycota; Eurotiomycetes; Eurotiales; Aspergillaceae.